AGGCCGAACGUGAUUUCGUAGGUCGGACUACUAAGGAUAAGGAAGUCAAUGACGACAGCCCAGCCAGAUCGGCCGGCAGAGUAGACUCCCAAUCCCACAACUCUCCACUGUCGGUGUCGGAUCCACCUCCGCCCUCACCCGACCCCAACCCGUCUCUCCCGUUCAUGGAAAACGGAAAUUUCCAGCCUCCCGCUUCUGGCGGAGGCGGCCACCGCAUCAAGCUCAACGUCGGCGGCAAGCUCUUCCAGACCACCGUCUCCACUCUCCAGUCCAGCGGUCCCGACUCCGUCCUUGCUGCUCUCUCCACUCGCCCCGGCCCGGAUCCGGUUUUCAUCGACCGCGAUCCCGAUAUCUUCUCCGUCUUCCUCUCCCUGCUCCGCUCCAAUCGCCUCCCCUCCACAGCCCGCCGAUUCUCCAAGCAGGAGCUUGCCGAAGAGGCCGCCUACUAUGGGAUCGAAUCGCAGCUCCGAUUGGCCAUGGCUCCUCCUCCUUUGUCCGGCAUCGAUGCAUCCGUCGUUGAGACUAUUCGACCUGCUUCCGAAGGUCUCCCUUCCGCCUUCACCACCGCCGCUGACGACGGCUCCAUCUGGAUUGCCCACGGCGGACAGGUGUCGGCCUACGAUUGGAACCUCACUCAUUCCUCCACCAUACGCACGCACCUCGACGAUAUCACUUCAAUCUGCCGCGUCUGGCCCGACGUCGCCGCUCUUGGAUCCGAGCCUUCCGCCGGGCUUCACUUCUACAACUUCUCUAGCUCCCGCCACAUCGGGUCAACACACUGGACCGACCCGUCCGAUCCGAGAAUUUACAAAGCCCGAGUCACCGCAGUCACCAGCUCACCGGAUAAUGUUUUCGCCUCUUUCGAUUGCCCGCACAGGGAGAACUGUAUACUACUAGUAGACAAAACGACGCUCCAGGUUGCGUCGGAGAUAGGAAGGCAAUCCGGUAGCCAAGCGAAGAACAUCGUCCCAGGGAAGCUGACGUGGCUGCCGACGAUGGGCGUGAUAAUCGGAACGGCAGUUACCUCUGGUGCGUUCGGUUACUCCGGUUACAUCCGUAUCUGGGACCCUAGGUCUGGGGACGUGGUUUGGGAGACGAACGAGCCAGGCUCUGGACGGAGCAGCAGGUUCGGGGAUUCCUUCGCCGACGCGGCGGUGGACGUCGAGGAGUCAACUCUGUUCAAGGUCUGUUCCAAAUCCGGAGAUGUGGCUGUAGCUGAUAUCCGCCAUUUGGGGGAUGAUCCAUGGGUGUAUUUGGAAGAUAAAAACCCUAGUAUGAGAUACACUGGGGAGCCUGGAGUCAGCAAUGUAUUGCAUUGCUACAAGGGUCAAGUUUUUGUAGGGAGAGAUGGGGCUUUGGAAGUUUGGUCGAGGGUUCAUGAGAAGGAAGGAAGCGGGGAAUUCGGAGAGGUGGAAGGAGGCAGAGCGAUUACAGAAGAUAUGUACAGAAGGAAUUAUGUUGAUAAAGUGGAGGAUUCUGCGAAAGGGAUCAUCAGGAAAAUUGAAGGAGGUGGGAAUCGGUUGUUUGUUAGUAGGGAAGAUGUGGAAGGUAUUGAAGUUUGGGAAAGCUCCAAUCUUUCUGAUGCAGUAGCUGUUUCCACGUGAAUCAAAGAACUUUUGGUAGCAUUGGAGAUUUGGGGUUUCAAAGGAGGCUUUCAUUGAAUUGCUUUCUUCAUUUGUUGGGUAUUCUAGGUUAGUAUGUUCCUCAUCCUUGUAUAUUCCUCACUUCAUUUGUAUGCUUUUGCUGUAUUCUCAGUGUUUCUUUGUCUUGUUCUUAGAGUUAUUUAUACAUACAAUUGGAAACUUGCAAGACAGUUUUUUUUUCUCGAUACUAAAAUGAUCAUCUUUAC
This is a messenger RNA of Linum trigynum, 1849 nucleotides long. Lineage: Eukaryota; Viridiplantae; Streptophyta; Magnoliopsida; Malpighiales; Linaceae. The record is from the annotation of a GenBank genome assembly.